Messenger RNA from Gaeumannomyces tritici R3-111a-1, 1138 nucleotides. RefSeq lists its product as hypothetical. The record is from RefSeq and is a predicted model, not a curated record. The transcript has 3 exons. The coding region runs from base 1 to 753 and encodes 250 amino acids. Lineage: Eukaryota; Fungi; Ascomycota; Sordariomycetes; Magnaporthales; Magnaporthaceae.
AUGCACAUCGACGACAAACACGCCAAUAGGAUACGCGCCAUCUGGAAUGGAGGUUACUACGAGACCUCAAGCGCGUGGGACAUCCACACGCUUCUCUUAUCUUUCCCGAGCAACAAAGGGGGCCUGGGCGAGAAACGCCGUCCUGGCUGGCACGAGGUGCCUGUCGGGACUGAGAGAAAAGAGGCUGCAGAGGCUUUCGUUCGAGAAGUUCUCCGGAAACAGCGCCCGGACGAGGUGGUCAUCAAACCCCUGCCCGCUAGGCCAUCACGGUUCCAGAAGCUCUUCCCUGACCGGGGAAGGGACGCAGUCAGCGAGGAAAGCGACGAUACAGAGCCUGCGCAGGAGGCUGCGGAGCCCGACAACAUGAAGUACCACGCAUACCCGGUGGUCACAUCCAACUCCUGGGCUGGAGGUGUCCAGAACCCGGCGACCUGCGCUCAGCCGGAUGGCUGGUGGCGAGCUCAGGACGGAGCGGGUGGCCCGGCCCUUCAAAGCCAGCCCGUUCCGGAAAACCGGCAUCUUGACAUUGCUACCACGGUGGCUGACACACCCAACACGAGUACCCGCCGACGGGUUGCCCCCAAUAUAAGCCUGUGGUCAGAUGACGAGGACGACAUGGUCGAGGACUCUUCCUCUAGGGAACCGGCCCCUACGGCCUUGACCGGCACCGGAAUCGGUCUUGGAAGCCUGCCUGGAAAGAAGCAUGAGAGAUGGAUGGUGCGUGACUGGCGUCGCCCUGCGCCGCCGACCUAAAGUCCAGGGUCCAAGCUGGCUCUGGAAUAAUGAGAAGAUGAGAAUUGGAGUGGCAGGAUACCUGCCGAAAGGUGGGUGAGAGCCACGCAGCGAGGGAGAGGGGGUAUUGUAACAUGGAAUAGCGUGUGUAGGUCCACAUUGGCUGGUUUAUCAGGUUAGGAGUUGGUUCUUUGAGAGUAAAAGGUUGUUGUAUUGUUCAAAUGAUUGGGAUUGGGCUGAAGUUGGAAGGCGGGGCAGAGUCUGAGCGUCCAAGACAAGUAUAGCUUGGCUCGGUCACUGUGGCAACCAUACAGCCUCAGCGGCUACAUGCACAGCCAAACAACGGAACGGCGACAGGGGACGUAUGCAUAGAAUAAAUAAUACAAACCGACCCCCCAUAUUGACC